Messenger RNA from Mesitornis unicolor (brown roatelo), 1125 nucleotides. It is a transcript of the gene ABRAXAS1, whose product is annotated as family with sequence similarity 175, member A. Gene Ontology annotation, molecular function: microtubule binding; polyubiquitin modification-dependent protein binding. The transcript is spliced from 8 exons. The coding region runs from base 55 to 1125 and encodes 356 amino acids. Gene Ontology annotation, cellular component: nucleus. NCBI's taxonomy places the organism in Eukaryota, Metazoa, Chordata, Aves, Mesitornithiformes, Mesitornithidae. The record is from RefSeq and is a predicted model, not a curated record. Gene Ontology annotation, biological process: mitotic spindle assembly; protein K63-linked deubiquitination; attachment of spindle microtubules to kinetochore.
UUUCUCCUUGGAGAGGUGAAAGGUGAAGCCAAGAACAGCAUUACAGACUCACAAAUGGAUGAUGUUGAAGUAGUUUAUACAAUCGAUAUACAGAAGCAUAUUCCAUGCUACCAGUUGUUCAGCUUUUAUAAUUCUGCAGGAGAACUGAAUGAACUUGCCCUGAAGAAAAUACUAUCAGGCUGUAAGAAGAGUGUAAUAGGAUGGUACAAAUUCAGACGUAACACAGACCAGACCAUGACAUUCCGGGAAAGACUUCUUCAUAAGAAUUUACAGUCACACCUAUCAAAUCAGGGCCUUGUAUUCCUUUUAUUAACCUCUAGCGUGAUGACAGAGAGUUGUUCUACGUACAGACUGGAACAUGCUUUACAUCGGCCACAGGAAGGUCUUUUCCAGAAAGUUCCUUUGGUGGUUACCAACUUGGGUAUGGCAGAACAGCAAGGUUACAGAACGGUGUCUGGUUCCUGUGUAUCUUCUGGUUUUGUGAAAGCAGUAAGACAACACAGGUCAGAAUUCUUCUAUGAAGAUGGAUCCUUACAAGAGGUUCAUAAGAUAAAUGAGAUGUAUGCCACCUUGCAAGGGGAACUGAAGAAAAUAUGCUCUACAGUAGAAGUCAGUGAGCGAUCUGUAGAGAAACUCUUGGCAGAAGUGAGCCAAUUAAAAAGAGAAAUAAGGAGAAAAAAGCAACAACAUUGUUCAGGAGCAGACAGAGACUACCCAGGAGAGCUAAAGGAGAAUGUUUUCCUUUGUCAGGCACUGCAAACAUUUUUCCCCAAUUCUGGACUUCAGACAUGUAUUGUUUCCUUCAAAGGCCACCAGAUAUCCAAGAACUGCUGUAACAUUGACCAUAAUAUUAAUGUCAUGGACAAACUGACUCUUAUGGUAGAGGAAAGAGACUUCACUGAAGCUGAAACAAGACACUUAACCAAGCGUAAAGUCAGAGGGACUACAACAGGAUCAAAGUCAUUCAAGAAAUCCAGAUCACUGCACCGUCACCAAAAAUUACUUCGAGAUCAGGAGGACAGUGACCAGGAAAGGAAGCUUACACUGAGUAGCACUGAAACAGAUGAGGAUGUGUUUGAAAAAAACAGAGAUGCAGAUGAAUACCCACACUCCCCUACCUUCUGA